This is a messenger RNA of Acanthaster planci (crown-of-thorns starfish), 1251 nucleotides long. RefSeq names its product sodium-coupled monocarboxylate transporter 1-like. Gene Ontology annotation, cellular component: membrane. Gene Ontology annotation, molecular function: symporter activity. Lineage: Eukaryota; Metazoa; Echinodermata; Asteroidea; Valvatida; Acanthasteridae. The record is from RefSeq and is a predicted model, not a curated record. Gene Ontology annotation, biological process: sodium ion transport; transmembrane transport.
AUGCAAACUCCAACGGGAGAGCGGCAUGCGUUUCAGGCCGCCGAUUACGCCGUCUGUGGUUCCAUGCUCUUAGCGUCUCUUGCUAUCGGCUUCUACUACGGUCUGAGGGGCGGUCGGCAGCACACCUCGGCCGAGUAUAUUCUGGCCAACCGCCGUAUGACCGUGGUCCCCGUCACGCUCUCUCUCCUGGCCAGCUACUUCUCCGGUAUCUCUCUACAGGGGAUGCCGUCAGAUGUCUACUUCAGAGGCACCAUGGGCGUGUGGGCUGCCGCCCCAGUUGUGUUCAGCGGGUUCAUCUCGUUGUACUUCUUCGUGCCGCUGUACUACAACAUGGGAAUAACAUCUGUGUUUGAAUAUUUGGAACUAAGAUUCAACAGGGCUGUACUAGCAUGUGGAGUUUUCGCCUUCAUUUUCUUUGCGAUUCUGUACAUGGGUUUGGUGACAUUUGCAGUGUGCGUAGCCGCAACGGCAGUCACAAGUGUAAGUUACUCGCUGGCUGUGGUGUGCCUCGUUGGUGUAUGCACCGUCUAUACAGUCAUUGGCGGCAUGAAGGCGGUCUUGUGGACAGACACACUGCAGAUGCUUGUCAUAUUCUCUACCAUCAUCAUUGUCAUCAUCAAAGGAAACUUUGAGAUGGGUGGCAUCGAGAACGUCUGGAGAAUCGCCGAAAAGGGGCAACGGAUACAGUUGCUUAAUACCAGCCCCGAUCCGACUGAAUACUACACUGUGUGGGGAUUACUCAUUGGCCAGUUAGGAACUGCAGCCACUGUGCACAUCAGCAACCAGUAUAUGGUCCAACGCUAUCUGGCAUGCAAGAGCCUCAACGUGGCAAAGACCACCUUGUCGUCUGUGCUGAACGGCGUAGCUGCCUUACUAGGUGAGCAUCUCGUCAAACCUUGCUGGAAGACCCUCAGUGACGAGAGAUACACACUCGUCUUGAAGAUCAUCGCUACAGUUUUCGCACUGGUUACUUUUGGGAUGGCGUUCCUGGUGCCCUUGAUGGGGAGUGUCACGCCUGCUGCCUUCGCUUCCUAUGUGGUCGGAGCUGCUGUGGGUGUAUGGCUGGGUGUUGGGAACAUUAUUCACGGCGGACCGUCUGAUGCUGAAUUGCCUUUAUCGACAGAAGGCUGUGAUGAGAUGAACGUGACAACAGAGACCGUGGUAACGCAGUACGUAAUGAACGGAUUUGUGACGGAAUACCUGAAUAGUUCUUUAGCCACUGUUGAACCAACAGUAGAACGGUGGCAAUGA